CACAGAUAAGUAGGUAUGUUAUUUUGGCAAAGGAGAUCUUAUAUGUUUGGCUGUCUAAAGUCGAUAUAUUAUCAUAAGUCAAAGAGAUCCAAACCAUAUUCGUUUUCGUUACAUAUUAUAGUAAUUAGAACAAAUAUAAAAAUGGUUAUAACAAAAAAUGUUACUCUUCCCGAAUUUACAGCAUUAAAUGUUCAAGAAGUUGAUUUAUCAACGGCCACGCUUAUGUCUGCCGGACCCUACCUCGGCAAGGACUGUGAAGGCAUCAACAACGAAUUUAUGCUGUGCCGGUACGAAUCCCAAGACCCCAGGGCUUGUUUGGACCUUGGCAAAAAAGUGACCUCUUGCACUAUGCAAUUCUUCAAAAAAGUCAAAAGUAAAUGUCAACAUGAGUUCAAUCAAUAUGCUCAUUGUAUCGAUAAAAGCUCCGGGGACUAUUCGUUCGCUAAAUGUCGAAAGACACAGGCGGUGUUUGACAGAUGCAUGCAGGAAAAGUUGGGUUUGCAGAGACCUGACUUUGGAUACUUUUGUCGUGCCCGUGUUCACGAUAGUAAAAGCUUACCGCCUGCACCGCGUGAAUCCUGUCCCUGCCACUCGCAGGUACCUGACCCUACUCCGUCGUUGCCAGAUUGUAAACCUCGCCCAGCGGCUCGCUUUUCCAGCCGCUUUCAUUGGAUUACGGAGUAGACUUUCACACAAUUUUGAAUAAUCUUUUUCUGUUCAAAUCAUUCUAAAAUUGUAAUGCUCGAAAGUAUCUAUUGUUUUUACCCAAAAAUUAAAAGUGAUUUUCCACGGAGUAUCCACUGGGGAUUCAGUAUUAAAAUCUACUCUAUAUGAAGAGAGAUCUUGUCUAUAAUGAAGAAAUUGCCAGCAACCGCAGAACCAAUCUGUUUGGACGUUGCAACAAAGACGCAAUAUUAUUUAUGCAUCGUCUUAAACGGAAUCUUAAUCUUUAAUUAUGUAUGAUGUAAAUGUAACGUUACAAUUACAAAAUGUUUACCGAUGAACUUUUACGUGUUGUAUUUCGCAAACCCUUGCACUUGAAAGAGCUUUAUGUAACAUGAUAACCCAGAUAUUUCAGGAACAAAAAAUGUCGCCAUUCCAUACAAGGUAAUAAGUUGUUGCGUAUACGUAACUGGCUCUCGACUCCAAAGACACCGGUAGGUAACAGGAAAACAUAUAAAUGAAAUGGAAAGUUACUUUAGUUCCUACUUAAAUAAUUAUGAUGUAAUAAGAAUGUGCAGAACUUUUAAUGUAAUAUUUUGUGGUACGGGUUGGUUUUGGUGUUCGUUAAUAUGUUUGCAUUAUCAAUUUGAUUAUCUUUAACUGUAAUUAAGUUUUUUAAAUAUUUAUUGUACCAUAACAAAUGGGACACUAAUAAAAACCUGUAACUUGAAAAUCUAAUGGUAAUUAGCAACAUACAGAAUCGAAACUUAGAUAUCUAUGUCAAAAACGUAUUGCAUUUUGACCUACUGGUUUUUUUUUUGAGUCUUACCACAUGAGAUGAAACCAUUAACGCUACAACCUUUUUAGGUCUGAUCCUCAGAUUUCUGUAUCUGUUUCAUGAUCAUUUGUUAAUUUAAUAGGCAAGUAGGUCAUCAGUCUCCUGUGAAUGACACACGUCUUCCACUGUUUCCACUAAGGCCAGCCGGUUUCCUCACGAUGUUUUUCUUCACCGUUAGUGCGAAUGUUAAAUGCGCACAUACACAAACUCCAGUAGGGCACGGCCGGGAAUCGAACCUACGACCUGAGGAUGAGAGUUACACGCUGAAGCCACUAGGCCAACACUGCUCUCUUACCGAUGAAAUAAUAGUAGUAAAGGUAGGCGUUUUAUUUGGAGUAGAAUAAUGGAAAAGAAAAAUAAUAUAUUUUCUAGGGUGAUACUUUUUAGACUAAGCUUCUAAACUAAAAAUGAAAUUUGAAAUAAUCUAA
This is a messenger RNA of Pieris napi, 1929 nucleotides long. RefSeq names its product NADH dehydrogenase [ubiquinone] 1 alpha subcomplex subunit 8-like. Gene Ontology annotation, biological process: mitochondrial electron transport, NADH to ubiquinone. Lineage: Eukaryota; Metazoa; Arthropoda; Insecta; Lepidoptera; Pieridae. The record is from RefSeq and is a predicted model, not a curated record. Bases 16 to 684 code for a protein of 222 amino acids. The transcript has a single exon.